AUGAAAAAAACAUGUUCAAAAUGCAUGUUCAACCCUCUACAUUUAGACAAUAAUUUAUGCGGAGAGAAGGGUGGAAUUUUAGGAGAUCACAGCCGUCAGUACAAAAAUCAGCAGGUUUUUAUCUUAGCUGCUUUGGCAGUAACUGCUUUCGCUAGUCUGUAUCAUGAACCUAUCCACCACCCCCAACCUUUCAAGUUCGGAUACAGCGUCAAGGACAAGCACGGCGAACAACACCGUGAAGAAGUUGGUGACGGCAAAAACGUAAAGGGAAGCUACGGAUUUACCGAUGCCAGGGGAAUCAAGAGACAGGUCAACUACGUCGCUGACCACGGGGGAUUCAGAGCUGAGGUCAAGACCAACGAACCUGGAACCGCCAACCAGAACCCAGCAGCCGUCCACAUCAUCUCCGACGCUCCCUAUGGGCACGGAGGAUAUGCUGGACUUGGAUAUGCCGGAGUUGAAGGUGCAGGAUAUGGAUUCGGUGGUCUUGGAGCAAACGGUGUUGGCUACGGAUAUGGUGGUCCUGGAGGAUAUGGAGGAUUCGGCUAUGGAGGCUAUGGCUUCGGUAAUGGACUCCUCCGUGGUUUAGGAUAUGCAAGAUAUGGGUUUUAA
Argiope bruennichi is the source of this 612-nucleotide messenger RNA. Its product is annotated as adult-specific cuticular protein ACP-20-like. Gene Ontology annotation, molecular function: structural constituent of chitin-based larval cuticle. The transcript is spliced from 3 exons. Lineage: Eukaryota; Metazoa; Arthropoda; Arachnida; Araneae; Araneidae. The record is from RefSeq and is a predicted model, not a curated record. The coding region runs from base 1 to 612 and encodes 203 amino acids. Gene Ontology annotation, cellular component: chitin-based extracellular matrix.